GCGCCAGUCGCUCGCCGCCCGUUGAGCGCAUGCACAGUACUAUCGGAGGCGGGAGAAAAUAUCGCGAAGUUAGUGUCUGAUGUAAGAGAAGUGCAGUGUUUAGUAUCAGGAUAGUGUUGAUACAACUGAGGCAUUGUCUCGCUGUGUUUACGUUUCGUUCAACGAUUGUUCCGCGAACGUUGCGAUUAACUCAGAUCGGCACAACGAAGUACCGAUCUUUGUUUUGAAUAAAAAGUUUUCCUAUGCGGUUCUAUGAAUCGCUAGAUCGGUUAGGUGGCGCAUCUGUUGCGGAACGUAAACACAGUGCAUAUCCCUUAGUUAGCAAAUCACCAGUGUAGCGACUGCGUCAUGGAUGCCAGUGAUAGUGAUGUGCAAAUAUAAGUGCAAGUUCAAAUGCGAACGUCAUGGCGAUGCGACAUGACGCGAUGGAGCCAAGCUUCCUGCCGGCGGAUCCGCCUCCGCCGCCGCUCGCCGACCUCGGCUACCAGCCGCGCUCAGAUCUCGCCACAGAAUACUUCAAUACCUUCAGCCAGAUAUGCGACACAUACCGGCCCGAGUCGGAGGCCAACCUCCGCCAGACCUCCGAUUCAUUACGACUCACCACGCAAAUCCUCGACGGUGGACACGGCGAGUUCAUCAGCACGGACUUUCUAAAUGAUAGAGCGAAACAGGCGCGGAAUGAGUUCGCGGAGUUGUGUGGUGCAAAGGAGACGUUCCAGUUCGGACAGCCGGAUGCGUCCGCGCUGCUACGACAGCGAGCACGCCGACGGUACCACGAGGAGGCGGGCCAUGCGCCGCCGCCCGCCACCAGCCACGAGAGCGGGUAUGGCAGCGAUGAGUUCGGGCACGACUCUCCGAGCCGGUACGCGUCGCCGAAGGGCGCAGGCGCUGGCGCCGCGUACCAGGAGCCGUACUACGCGGCCGGGGAGUGGGGAGCCGGCUACUAUCAGCCGCCCCCGCCCUACCACCACGACCCCUAUGCCACAUCGCCAGGCAUAGCGGGUAGCGGUGGGGCAGGGGCGGGGUCCGGUGCGGGCGGGGGUGGGGCCGAGGGCGCCGGGGCGGCAGGCGGUGCCGAGCUACCGCUGCCGCCCAUGUCCUCGUUCCGGGCCGCCGCGCCCGUGCACUCGCCCACAGACACAAUGCUACUCACAAAGCCGCCACUACAGCCCAUGUACGGCGGUGCGGCGACAAGCGUAGCGGGUGCGGCGCCGAGCGUAGGGGGCGGGGCGGGAGGCGGGGCGGAGGCGGGCAGCCUGUCUUCCUACGGCUCGUCACCUUCCACGCCGGUGCACUCGCCACCGCCGCUGCACGCGCGCCUCUACCCCCUCAAGCACUCGCCACACCCGCCACACCACCCACACCAUAUGCACCAUCACAAUGGACAGCAACAGACCGCGGGGUGGGCGGGCGUGUCGUCACCGCCGGGCGCGGGCGUGGGCAGUGUGAGCGGCGUGGGCGCGGUGGGCGGCGUGGGCGCAGUGGGCGGCGUGGGCAGCGUGCCCAGCGUGCUGCCCAACGGUCACCCACACCACGUCGCCGUGUUUCCGCACAAUGUUAUGGGCGUGUCCGCGCCGGCGGAGCAGCGGCAGCUCGACGAGGCGAUGGUGUUCCUCCGCGACCACUCCGACAUCGUAGGUGCGAGGAUGGAGGAGAGGCUAGAUGAUGCUAUUAAUGUGCUGCGCAACCACGCGGAGGCACCGGACAUGUACCCGCACGAUGUACACCACCAGACAACGACAGCGAGUAGAGUGGGGGGCGUGGGCGUGGGGCACGCGGCGGAGCCCCCCGUCAAGCUGGAGCGACAUCUGCUGCCCAACACAAAGAAGCGCAAGGAGCCGCCGGACGCGGUGCUGGAGGCCAAACCCUCUUCCUCUUCAGCAGCAGCGGCAGACCUCGCCAAGCCACCCAACAAGCGCUCCCGCAGAUAUGUUGCUAGCGGUGUUGUGGCGCGCAGCUGCUCCUCCGCGGACGAGGAGGACGUGGACCCCGACACGAAGGCGGCGCGCGAGAGAGAGCGCAGGCAGGCCAACAACGUGCGCGAGAGGAUAAGGAUACGUGAUAUAAACGAGGCGCUGAAGGAGCUGGGCCGCAUGUGCAUGACACACCUGAAGAGUGACAAGCCGCAGACCAAGCUGGGCAUACUCAAUAUGGCUGUUGAGGUCAUCAUGACACUCGAGCAGCAAGUCAGAGAACGCAACCUGAACCCGAAGGCGGCGUGUCUGAAGCGGCGCGAGGAGGAGAAGGCGGAGGAGGCGCCCAAGCUGCUGCCCGCCCCCCUGCACCACUACCAGCCCAUGCCGGGCAUGGGUCCACUCGGCGGGCAGCCCCCCAGCGGCGCGCCCCCGCAAUAGCGACGCGUCGCCCGCCCCUGCGCCCGCCCCUGCGCCCCGCACUGACACAAGUGAUCGCCCACCGCGCCCUCGGGACCGCCCACACACGCCCACACCGCGCCCACACUGGCUACCUCACGAAAAAUGCUACAGUCAUCAAAAUUUCCUAUUUAUCUGUCUAAAACGAUCUAAAUUGUACUCAUGUAUGUUUGGAGUAUGUAAAAUUAAAAUCCUUUAUCUCGAGGUAAAUUUUUCACGAACGAUUUGUUUCCAAAUUUUUCGGUUCUUUGAUGUAAAUAUUUAUCAAAACUUCGUUUCUAUUCGAAAUCUUUUAUAUCGUACUAUCUUUGUUAGCUACCUAAUCGUUUGUGUGAAAUUUACCUCGACUUGACUGACACCCCAGUGAUUGUGUGAGGUAGAUAAGUGCGAAAUGUGCUGUGGUUAAAAUUAAGGGGCGGCGUCUGCAAGAUGCCCCGCCCCCUGCCGCCUCGGCCACGCCCCCGACCACGCCUCGGCGAGGCGAUCCUCCCAAAGAGUGUGGUGAAGCAGUGCGCAGCUAAGAAGUGCGCAGUUAAGCAGUGCGCAGCUAAGCAGUGUCGGACUCUGUAGCUAUAAGUGUGUAUAUUAUUAGAGGUAGAGAUAGUUUUGUAUGCCCCGGCCCGGGAUAAGAGAGAAUCGAAACGGAAUUGUAAAUUACUAGCCUAGGACGUAUGUAUAGGUAUUAUAGUGUAAUUGAUAAAUAUAUAAGAAAAAAAGAUAUUUUUAAUUACGAUUUAAAAAUGUUUCGUUUCGCUGCCAUAUGCAUAGGUGAGUCUGUUAGUGGGUUUUAUUGGUGACGCCGACAUCUGUACUGUUCCUCGACAAUAUUGCGGGAGUUUCAUUUUAUUCAAUUAUUAUACGAGUUUUUAAAUUAUGGACGCGUUUAUCUCGGCGAAAUUCCACACGAUUUGCGAUUUUAAAAUAUUCGACUAGCGAAGAAAACAACUUGACAAAUGACGUCAUAAAACUGAGUUUAUUGAAGUGAAUCGUGUGGUAAUUUGCGUCCGGUCGUUAUAUAAAUGCGUGUUCGCGAGCGGCCAUAUUAUUUAUUACAUGCAUUUAUAAAGAACGACCAAACAACGGCUGCUAACUUAAGAAUGUACUUAAGAGAUUGUUCUCUUUGUACCGAAACUCCAGUGAAACUUUAUUGGUUUGACUUAGUUUCUACGCUCGGACGUAGUUUUAUUUUUUAUUUUUAUAUACUUUUAUUUUUAAUUCGGUAGCUAUUUGUUUUAUCAAGUACUUAUGUAACUGUGAUCGACGCCCACAAUAUUUACUACACGGAAAUUAAAUUUUAUAUACGUUAGAUUUUUGAUUUUGAAUGUAUUGUUUUUUGUGUAGUAAAUGUUGUCGCAAUGAAGUUAUUUCGACAAAAUAAUUUUCAUGUUCAUAAUUCGAUCAUGAAUUUAUAUUUAUUACUGUAUUUCCAUGACAAUCGCCUAAUUGAAUAUUUACUUAUUUACAUAUAUUUAUAUAUAUGCUGAUUUGAAAGAAAUUAUUUUUCCUCAUGUCUUUUAUGAAAUGUGAGUUUAUAAAAAUAAUCGGGUGCUUUUUGGCCUAAUCUCACAGUUUAUGACGCAUGUGGUUAUUUAAUUUUUUUCAUAUGUUAAAAAUCAAAAAGACAGUUUUGAUUAUUUUCGAUUUCAAAAUGUGCGCUUUCUUAUUGCUAUUAAAUUUGAUUAUAUUACGAACGAAGCGCACUCAAGGUUAUUAAUUUCUCUGAAGCUCAAUGUUGGAAUGCACAUAUUUUCGUAGGUAUUUAAUUUGUGUUUACAGUACUGUUGUGGCGCGAAAUUUGUUUCAAAGUAUAUAGAAACAAUUACAAUAUGUACUAGAUAAGUAAUCGCUAAGAUUAUGAGGAAAGUACAAUAUUGCUAGUUGUUUCGUGUUGGAGAACUGUAUUAUAUAGCGUAAGUUGACUGCGACGUGCUCCGGCCAACAACCCCCGGAGCGGGGGUGAACUCCCCCUUUUGUACUUUUCGUUAUAAAUUUUAAAAAAAAUUCUUAUUGAAAGUUCAAAAUAUUUUUUUAGUAUUUCGUAUUGUAGUUUGUAAGCCACUUAAUUACUUGCGACUCUUUAGUUUAGCUUAGUUGACUUUCUCUUCCAUCUAGAUUUUAAUUUAAGUUUUUUUUUUAUAUAAUUAUAAUGAUUUGUUUGAACGCACGAUGCGACAAUUAAUCGGUACAUGUGAACGUGUAAUUUAUUCGCAAUAUUGAAGCUCAGAUUUUUAAGAAACCGAAGGUAUUUUUUUCUGUUCUGUUGCAUUGAUCCUGGAGAUUGUGUACAAAACGAGGCUUAUUUGUUAAUUUUUGUUUAUUCUUCUCUGUUUGUCCGCUGCCACCGGCGCCCCCUCUGUUCAAAUGCAUAGUUUAAAAUGAUGUAAUUAAACAAGAAAGCUCUAAUUAUAAAAAUGAAUAAUAUUAAUUAAAUAUAAAUGUGCCAUUCAUUUUGCUA
Molecule: messenger RNA, 4827 nt
Organism: Papilio polytes (common Mormon)
Lineage: Eukaryota; Metazoa; Arthropoda; Insecta; Lepidoptera; Papilionidae
Gene: da
Product: protein daughterless
Exons: 14
Coding region: 405-2354 (649 amino acids)
Biological process (GO): regulation of transcription by RNA polymerase II
Cellular component (GO): transcription regulator complex
Molecular function (GO): RNA polymerase II cis-regulatory region sequence-specific DNA binding; DNA-binding transcription factor activity, RNA polymerase II-specific; protein dimerization activity
Source: RefSeq, a predicted model, not a curated record